Emericellopsis cladophorae is the source of this 1560-nucleotide messenger RNA. RefSeq lists its product as uncharacterized. The transcript is spliced from 3 exons. NCBI's taxonomy places the organism in Eukaryota, Fungi, Ascomycota, Sordariomycetes, Hypocreales, Bionectriaceae. The record is from RefSeq and is a predicted model, not a curated record. The coding region runs from base 1 to 1560 and encodes 519 amino acids.
AUGCACGCGUUACGUGAUCAAGCUAUACGCAAUGCCGAGGUCUACUAUAGACUGCGGCUCGAGGACAGGGAAGACGAGGGACGCGCGCUUGCGGCAUGGCAGAACCAGAAAAACAGUCUGUCAUCCGACCACGCACGGCGCUGUGUCCGCGGUCUGCUGAAGAAUACCCUUUUGAAGGAGGCUCUCGACCCUCUCCUUGAUAUACCCGCCGGAAGCAAGGAGGCCACAGCCAAACUCGAGCCCGACGACGUGCAGGCUCUGCACUUGCGCUGUCCGCGGUUCUGCACGAGCGAUGCGGCCUUGAUCAACAAACAGAUGGAGCAGGGCACAAUCUUCCGCGCCUUCACUCCAAACGAGCGGAGCGCCGCACUCGCGGAGAUUCUCAGCAUCGAGACGAUUAUAACAUCUCUACAGACCUUCUCCCAGGACAUCCACGUCCUCCAAGUCUGCGCCGCCAGCAUGCGCCAUAUCGUGACGCCGCGAGGCCAGACGAUUCGUCAGGCGUUGCUGGCCUGUUACAGGCCAGUAGAACGCGCACAAGAGAGCAAUGACACGGCCUCCGCAGCUAGCAUUGCCAUCCAGGAACUAUGGGUAUUUGUGCUCGGCAAUCUCCAGGGCAUGGCGAACCCUACAUCAGCAUCGAACAAGAGACUCGCAGGACCCAUCACCGAAGCUUCGCACGAUGUUCUAGUACAGGCGGCGGAGUAUGCGCAGCAGCUGGGUUUUCGGUCCACGGAGAUAGAGAGACUUGUGCAUGCGACGGAGAGAGGGUCCAGCGACAUUGCCGAUCCGAAGCGCUGUCACAGAACAGACACGGUGCCGGCCUUACACAAGGACGCCCUGGCCAGCCUCGUGGUCAAACAUACCGCUGAGCGUCUGUCCAGAAGGUGCGGCCGUCCAAAGAAAGACGGCUACCAGCUUGACCGGAGGCUGCUCACUCGCGGCAACCUGCAGGCUGACCUGGGAUCGCUCGACGUGCGUGGGCCGGAACUCACAUCUUUCUUCGUGCUGCGGUGUCAGUACAAUGCCUUCUUCGGCUUAGAGCAUGAAGCGUCGAGACAAUGGAGUCCUCUCCCCAAUGCGGCCGAAGAGCGUCUAUCAAAGCCGACAAGAACGUGCUCUCCGCCUAUAGAGCGCUUGACACUCGAGCAAAGCAUUCAAAACUUCAGGAAACAAAGUGUAGAGUCCGUACGGGCGGGGCUUUCUCCCAUCACCGAGUCCAGCAGCGUCGCCUCUUCUAGGGACAGCAUCGCGCCUGGCCGUGCCCAGGCAAGCCCAUCACCGGAGCCUAUCCGUGUUCUGUUCCGUGCGUACUCGGACGGGAGGUUCCAUACAAUCAAGCAGGUUGACGCUGGCGACCCUACGGCUGUGCUGAAGGUGGGUCGUGAGUUGACAAACCAGAAAAUGAUGCUUCUAUCCGUCGAUCUAGGUUUCAUUAGCCCCGAGCAAUGUUUCGAGAACGCUCUGGUCUCCGAUCUACACACAAUAUUCACGCUGCCGGCCAACGAUUUGAAGAUUACGCCUGAUCACGAUGACGAAUUUGUCGUCUGCGCACCGUAG